This is a messenger RNA of Trachymyrmex septentrionalis, 3006 nucleotides long. It is a transcript of the gene Sec5, whose product is annotated as exocyst complex component 2. The transcript has 11 exons. Bases 163 to 2844 code for a protein of 893 amino acids. Lineage: Eukaryota; Metazoa; Arthropoda; Insecta; Hymenoptera; Formicidae. Gene Ontology annotation, cellular component: exocyst. The record is from RefSeq and is a predicted model, not a curated record. Gene Ontology annotation, biological process: Golgi to plasma membrane transport; exocytosis.
CCCUCCUCGGUUGGUUCUCGGUACCUCGGUUUAGUAAUUCGGUUUUAUUAGUUGUUUUAUUAGUGCGUGAGCGCAGUUGUCGUUCUGAAUAUACGCGUUGUAGAGCAUUGUAGGCAGACGUCAAGUCAAGUGUCUUGUAAUUUCGACAUUAUCGCUGAUGGAAUGGGACCUCCACCCGUAGUCACUGGAAUAUCACCUAAGGAAGGCCCACCUGGCACUCGGGUGACUAUGCGUGGUGAAUUUUUGGGAAAUAAAGCUCAGGAUCUUAUAGGAUUGACAAUAUGUGGGUGCAAUUGUCUGCUUUCGGCCGAAUGGAAGUCGUCCAACAAAAUUAUAGCAAGAUCAGGUCCUUGCAAAGGCCGUGGAGAUAUAAUAGUGACAACACAAAGUGGAGGACAAGGGACCUCAACGGUACAGUUUCGCGGUUACCACGAGACUAUAGGUCCAAUGAAAGAGUCAGCAGUAUGGGUGGAGGAAGCACCUAUGCAAAAUUUAGGCUGGGGUAGAAGGGCUUUGUCACCUACAAACUAUCAACAGGAAGAUCCUUUGGGACUUAGUGUAGAAGGCAAUGACAAAAAGUUUCCCGAAGAUGAGCUAAUUGAACUUUUUGGAGAUGGAAGUGGAGAUCUUACGAGCGAGAAAUUUCAUCCUGGAUGGUUUUUACUACAACAUCAUCAUGCUACGACUUUGGAAGAUUUAAAGGCUGGUUUAGCUUAUCUUCGAAGAAAAGUCAAUUCUCAAAAAGAAGGACAAUUAUCAUUUUUAAAGGCCAAUGUAGGAGCAGUAAUGGAACAACUUGACACGAUAAUGUCGUUAAAGGAUCAAUUUGAAGCAGACAUGAAGAGUUAUGGUAGUGAUCCUACGGAGAAAUUGGAAACUGCCAUCAGGCAGUCUAUGUCUGAGGCUAAUAAAUUGUUCGAUGAUGUAUUAGCGAGGAGGGACAGAGCCGAUGCCACUCGUAACGCAUUGGCUGUUAUGCAACGUUACAAAUUUCUCUUUUGUAUGCCAAUAAACAUUGAGAGGAACAUUAAGCGUGGCAAUUAUGAUCUUGUAAUUAAUGAUUAUGCUAGAGUUAAGAAUCUAUUUAAAAAUACAGAGGUAGAUGUGUUUAAGAAGGUAUUGGAGGAAAUUGACAGUAGAAUCAAUAAUUUUAAAGUAUUGUUACGGAAAAAAUUACAAGAGAUGCCGUUCAGUUUAGAGGAGCGUAAGAAGAUUAUUAGAAACCUUGUCAACCUUGAUGCCGAAGGUGAUCCGGCAUGGGACGCGAUAGUUUCGCAUGCAAAUUAUUUAGAGAAAAGCGUUGCCAAUGCUAUAUACGAGCAUUCGGACAGAGUUAAAAUUAAUUGUGAAGAUGCAAACAAAAUAUCAAAGUCCAUACCGAUAAAUAUCAAGCAUCUACGUUCGCAGAAGAAUAACGGAGAUAGCUCUCCACCACAAAUCUUAUGCGUCGAAGCAAUUUGCGACAUUGUGGUCGAACAGUUGCCAGACCUAUGGAGAUUGGGACAAAGUUACUUCACAGGACAGCUACAUGUAACAGUAGAUGUGGAAAAGCAAAGUCAUUUUAAGAAUUUAGUUUUAUCGAAUAUGCAACAUGCUAUGGGGGCCAUGAAGAGUAUGUGCAGUCACGAUGUAGAGGCAAGGUGGCUCUUACAUAUCUUACGUUGUGUUAGACAAAUGUAUGCUUCUUUGAUACAUCUGGAUUUGCCUAGCGAGGCUCUCGAUAUUUUCGGUUCAUUUAUAUUGGAUUUAAGGAUACAAUGUUUAACUGCUCUCUUCAAACAAGGAGCAGACAAUACGGCAGCUCUGAGUCAAAAAGAAACGUGGCAGAUAGAAUACUUGAACGAGGAUGGUGGAGUUACAAGACUGCCAUAUUUAUUUGAGGAAAUAGUUUUGGUGAUAUCGAAACAUGCGCGAGAAACGGUAGUUGCUUGUGGUCCAAGAGAAGGACCGCUAUUCAAUAAUUCGGCACAUCAGAUUAUCUAUCACAAUGUCAUUAAGACAUUAUUCAUAUCAUUCGCGCGGUGCCUACAACAAUUAGCGUUUAGCGGCUGCGAGGAAGCUAUGGAUAAUGAUGAAACAUCGGUUUCGCAAUUGAUUGGAUCACCUUCUGGUUAUAAAAACAAAACCAAUAAGCAUCAAGGACCAACGUGGGAGCAAUGUCUCUUAAUCUCAUUAAGUAAUAUACGAUACACGUUAAAUAUCGUUUUACCAAGAAUCGGAGAUGCCCUGAAAGCGCAAGGCUAUCCAGAAUUAUCCAUCGCUAUCGGAUGGAACUCUGAUUGGACACAAUUGGAGACGCUGGACAGUGCUGUUCUGGAUGCAUAUCUAGAGCGCCGUUGCGAUCCACUUGUCGGUACGAUAGAGCCUAGUAUGUAUUUAGGCGGUUUAGAAUGGGACUUUGAUACGGAACCGACUCAUUUGAAACCAUAUGCCCAAGAAAUAUUGGCGAAUCUAAUCGCGGUACAUGCAGAGGUACGCAGAGUUGCACCAGCUCUAUUACAGCGGAUCCUAUCUCAUAUAAUAGAGACUAUAGCAGAGGAACUCGCGCGACUCAUGUCAUGCGUUACGCAAUUUCGUCCGGCUGGCAUUAUUCAAGCUCGAACAGAUAUUAUACUCUUGAGAAACGCUCUGCAAGCCUACAGCACAAGUAGAGCGAGAAGCUUUUUCGAGGAAGCUCUGGACGCGAUACCUCAGCCAGUAAAUAAGGAAGAUCACAUGAGAGUAGAAGCCCUUUUGUCAAAAGUCGCAACGUGUAUGCGACUGCAAUUGUCGUGUCUUACCAGUGAGGUAACGGAAAAUAUUCGUUAUUUAACGGCGGAUCCUGAACGCGUUACCACUGUGUAAUUUAUAACGACCAAAGUACGUAAUGUGAUUACGGGACAACAUUAUAUUUAUUAAUAUUAAAUUAUUAAAAGUUCUAUUAUUGUAUUUAUGUUGCACAUAUUAGAUAUGGUACAUUAUACAAUGGAAUUCGCGAAUUCUUACGACUUUUAUUUGAUUGUAAUG